Cherax quadricarinatus is the source of this 3300-nucleotide messenger RNA. Lineage: Eukaryota; Metazoa; Arthropoda; Malacostraca; Decapoda; Parastacidae. The record is from RefSeq and is a predicted model, not a curated record.
AUAUGCUCAAUUUCGGUAGAAAGUAUAUGCCAGAAGUUGAGACAACUCCAACAUGGUCUGUGGCACUCGCAACGGAAUUUCAUUGACGCAUAUUUUGAUAUUCCUUUUACAAGAUGUCGCGGCAUAGAGACGUUAGGAAGUUAGAUUACGACGAAGAAUAUGACGAUGCAUAUGACGAAGAAGUCUAUGGCCACUCGGUUGAUGAUGGCGACUAUGGUGUGUCACCAGGAAUGGAGCAAUAUUUGUACAGCAGAAGUAGAGACAAUACACAUGGAUUUGGUCUAUAUUUUCCAACUGGAGAGGAUAUCAAAGAAGAAGAUUCAUAUGAUAACUCAAAUUAUAAGCCAGAAUCCUUAGAACGAAUCCGUCAUGACUCUUCAAAUUACGUCAAGCCAUCUUUAUCACCAGAGGAUGAGGUUCGUUUAGCAUCAGUUUUGGAUGAACUGCGGAACAUCUUGGGAGACAAAUACACUGAGACGGAAUUGACGCAGACAGUUUUAACUCAUGAGUUUGAGCUUGAUGCUUCACUAAAUGCUCUUCUCAACAAGUCAUCAUCACCAGUGAUAGCACAGUCUCUCCCACAAAGGGAAAAACGAGUUAGAACUAGAGAUAAGCCACUCAUAGCAUCAGGUGUUAAGGAGCUCUCUAUUACACAACAAACGAAUAAAAAUGAUAAGGAUAACUUGGCACAAAGCAGUAAGGUGCCCUCCUUUACAGCAUCUGGUGCUCGUAGUCAGCCUCGUACUCCUGUAGUUGUGACAACACCUGCGAAAAAUGGCAGCACUCUACGGGUGGUGCGUGGCUUUGACAUUCAGGAAGCUGAUGAGAGCACAACAUCAGAGAACAACCUUGGUAACCAUGAACAGGAUUCCAAACGGUCACGUUCCAGUACGCCUGUACGUGGAUGGAAAGACAAAGAGAAAGACAAGGAUAAAGAGACACCCAUAGCAACAAAAACUCCUGCUAGAAUUCGAGACAAAGCUGUAGAUGUGAUGUCAGAAUACAAGGAGCAGAGAGGUAGUGGGAAGAACCUUAUUAAUCUGGUUGUUGUAGGCCAUGUUGAUGCUGGCAAGUCCACCCUUAUGGGUCAUCUCUUGUAUCUCCAGGGUAAUGUUGGUCAGAGAACUAUGCACAAAUAUGAACAAGAAAGCAAGAAAGUUGGCAAACAGUCCUUCAUGUAUGCUUGGGUGCUAGAUGACACUGAAGAAGAGAGAUCCCGAGGUAUAACAGUAGAUAUAGCCCAGAGAAUGUUUGAAUCAGACACCAAGAUAAUAACGCUCCUCGAUGCUCCAGGACACGAGAUUAUUCCUAAUAAUACAGGGGCAGCAAGAGCCGACGUUGCCUUUCUAGUCGUGAGCCCCAGGGAAAAUUUUGAAGCGGGGUUUGAAAGGGGUGGCCAGACCGGGAACUGCUCCUCUUGGAAUGAAAUUAUGUAUUCUCUUUCAGGGGUUUCACAGUUAGUUGUAUCUAUCAACAAAUUAGACUCCGUUGAAUGGAGGGAAGACCGGUUCAAGGAGAUAAAGCAUAGUUUACGACAGUUUCUCAAAACUGUUGGCUUUAAGGACGCCGAUGUAGUGUAUAUUCCAUGCUCAGGUCUUACAGGAGAAAACCUUGUGAAGCCUAGCACAGAAGAGAAAUUAUUAUCUUGGUAUACAGGCCCAACAUUACUUCAGGCCAUUGAUCAGUUGAAAGUACCAGAGCGUAGCAUUUCCCGACCAGUGAGGAUGUGCGUGAGUGAUGUUUAUAAAGGCCAAGGAUCAAAUAUGUGCGUCAGUGGACGACUUGACACUGGUUACAUUCAGCAAAAUGACAGACUGCUUUUACUUCCACAAGGAGAUGUACUUAAUGUAAAAGGUGUGCAGGCAGACAAUAGUUCAACUGCUACAGCUUUUGCUGGUGACCAUGUAACACUAACAGUUAGUGGUGUUGACCCAAGCGUGCUUCAUAUUGGAGACUUUUUGUGUGACCCAACCCAUCCCAUCCCAAUUGUGUCCCGAGUACAAGCUCGCAUUGUUGUAUUCAACAUAAAAGUACCUUUGAUUAAAGGAGCACAGGUUGAUUUUCAUUAUCAAGCUGUAACAGAACCUGCAAAAAUUAGAAAGCUAGUGUCCCAGCUACAUAAGACCAAUGGGCAAAUUGUGAAAAAUAAACCACGAGCACUAGUCAAGAAUACUGCUGCUGUAAUAGAACUAGCAUUCACACGACCUUUGUGUCUAGAGCUUUUCAGAGACUAUAAAGAAUUGGGACGGUUUAUGCUUCGAACUGGAGGCACCACUAUAGCAGCAGGACUUGUAACCCAGAUUUUGGAAUAGACUAUUAAGUAGUUUUAUUGACUCAACCAUGGAUUCAGUGACCUGUAAAGAUGCUAGAUGUUUGAAGCUCAAGAUAUAGGCUUGAAAAAAUUCUUGCCUCCUGAGGAAUCCUACCCAUAACUCAGUUUGUAGGAUGAGAAACUACACCAUUAUCUGGAGUAAUGUUAUCCUGUACUCACAGCACGUGAGCUUUAAACUACGUCUCAAGUCUAGAAGAAACUAUUAUUGGUGUUAACGGAUUCAGUGUGUUUAGAAUUGCUCAUGGCCACCACAGACAAGGCAUAAGAUUUUAACCCACUGACAAAAAUUUAAUAAUAAAUUAUGAUUAUUGCAAAUAAAGUUAGGAUCAGAAACAGUAAUACAUUCAAGGUGUUAUCCUUGCAUGGCAUGCUUCUUUUAGACUGUUAUAAAAUUGGAUUUGUGUGUAGCUUAGGAGAUUGAAACAAAUGUGCUCCUUUUACUUGUAUGCAGCCUUUAUUUAUUGUUGUACAUUGUUAGGGAAAUUGCAUACCUAUUAUAGUAGUAGUAGUAUAUAUUGAACAGCUAUUUAGUAAACAAGUAUUAUUAUUAUUAUUAUUAUUUAUUUAUUUUUUUUUUUUUUUUUUUUUUUUUUUUUUUUUUUUUUUUUAGGUCAAAUGUUUACAUUUAUUUACAUAUUGUAUAACACUAGUGACCUGUAUUGGGAUAUUGUAAUUUAAUAUUUUAAAAAUGGAGAUUAAGAAACAGGCUUACUUUCUGAUUCUUAAUAAUCUCUAUCCAUUAGUGUGCCUACUAAAAUUUUAUAUAUUUAAUUAUAUAAUAAGAUAUUAAAGGUCAAGGAAGGAAAACUGGAUACUUGUUUUCUUCAAAAUUUAAUUGUUUCCAUGUGGAACCAUCUUUAUUAUGAAAGGUGGUUAUUAUCUUUUAUUUAACGAAUUUGUUAUUGUGAUAAACAGGAACUAUGUAUUGUUAUUGCUGAGCAACAGAAUAUUAAAUUAUGAGUGGUGCA